Messenger RNA from Plasmodium gonderi, 462 nucleotides. RefSeq lists its product as hypothetical. Bases 1 to 462 code for a protein of 153 amino acids. The transcript has a single exon. The record is from RefSeq and is a predicted model, not a curated record. Lineage: Eukaryota; Apicomplexa; Aconoidasida; Haemosporida; Plasmodiidae.
AUGAUAAAAGGAUUUUCACACCUGAGGGACAUGUACUUGUAUUUGAUGAGAAGAAAUGGGACAAGUGUUAAGGAGAAGAUAGUUCAUUAUGGAGAGAAUGUCGGGAAAAGAAAAGCAGUUGGAAUAGGUGGAGGAGGAGCAAUGCUGAUGGUGUCUCCCAUCAUGUUUGAAAUGAAAAAUAAAGAAGAAGUAAACGAACCCAAGAGUGAAUACAUUUUUAUGGCAGGAAAAACAAUUGAUUUUUUGACACAGAAAUUGUUUGAAAAUGAAUUUGGAACAUCUAUACUUUAUUUAACUUUUUUUGUUGCUUAUCUAGCUCUACUUGCUCAUGAUAAUAGGAUUAAUCUCAUGGUUCAGAAGCUAAAGUUUAAGUAUGCUAAUAAUAUGUUUUCUAUUGGUCACCCGAAUUAUAUGAAGUACUUGGAUAAGCAUAGAGUAUCUGGGAAAGGUAGAUCAGUUUAA